Molecule: messenger RNA, 1375 nt
Organism: Brachypodium distachyon (stiff brome)
Lineage: Eukaryota; Viridiplantae; Streptophyta; Magnoliopsida; Poales; Poaceae
Exons: 2
Coding region: 269-1093 (274 amino acids)
Source: RefSeq, a predicted model, not a curated record
AGGUGAAGCGCCAACGAGGCAAAACAGAAGGCCGCGUUUGCGGUUGCGGCGCUUGAUGCUAAACCUAACCCCCCCAAGCAACCAAUCCGAACCUCGUUGCCGUCUCCAUCAGCAUUCAUCCAGGGCAGGGCAUUCUUCGCCGCUAAGCAAGCCAGGCCCCGGAGUCCGGACGAUGAUACUGCUCUAGCCCUGGUGAUUUCUGCGGUGUUUCAGAUUUGGGGGAUUCGGUGUCACUUUCGAUUUCGGGUGGGUGAUUGGCUUUUGAUCCAUGGUGGGGGUGCUGUCGAACCGGGUGGACCGGGAGGAUGUCGCCGCCGGGGAUCACAUCUACUCAUGGAGAGCCGCCUACAUCUACGCCCACCACGGGAUAUACGUGGGAGAUGGCAUGGUUAUCCAUUUCACUAGAGCUGCUGGACAUGAAAUUGGGACAGGAACAUUCUUGGACAAGUUUCUGUUUAGCUCCUCUCCAUCGACGGUGGAUGGCCCUCCCUGCCAGAAAUGCGGUCACCUUAUCAAGCCUCAGGGAGUCAUAAUGUCCUGCCUCGACUGCUUCUUGGACGGCGGCAAUCUCUACCUCUUCGACUACGCCGUGUCACCCUCUUUCUUCCUUGCCAAAGCACGUGGAGGAACAUGCACUAUGGCUCCAUCUGAUGCUGCUGAUCUUGUCAUCCACCGUGCCCGUCACCUUCUGAACAAUGGCUUUGGCAUGUAUAGCCUGUUCAAGAACAAUUGCGAAGACUUUGCGAUAUACUGCAAGACGGAGCUGCUUGUCGAGACUUCUUACAGUGUUGGGCGCAGUGGACAGCUGGCAUCGCUGACAGCUGCGUUCAGUGCGGUUGCCUCUUCACCGCUGCGUUUCCUGACAACCAGCGCUGGCGGUCUGGCAAUUGUGACAAGCAGCAUGUACUGCAUGGGGCGAUAUGUUUCGGAUAUGGGUGUUCGCCGUGAUGUUAUGAAGGUGCCUGUGGAAAGGAUCGUGGAGCACUGGGUUGAUAAUGUAGUAGCUCAAGGAGCCACACAGAUGGAGGCGGCAACACCAGGAGGCUCAUCGGAGUUGCCAAAGGAGCUUGCUCAAAAGGAAAGUGUUCUUUAGGUGUGGUGUUCUCGUUGGUCGAUCUGAUUUGUGAUGAUUUGCUGCCCAAUUCCCUAAACAAUGUAUACUGGGUGUACUUGCUCGUGUAAAUUAAUCUACAUCUGAAAUGAGUAGCAAUAUGUAUCAUUCUACGGGAUAUUGAAAGGUUAUAUGAUGCAAAUCGCUUGUUACAUUUAACCAGGGUUGUUUCGGCACAAUUUCGUUCAACCUUGAGAUCUGAAUUCUGUUGUAUACAUAGUUUUGACUUGAUGCAGCGUAGUCCACAUUGUAUCCUUUUGUCUA